Prorocentrum cordatum is the source of this 3957-nucleotide messenger RNA. The record is from the annotation of a GenBank genome assembly. Lineage: Eukaryota; Dinophyceae; Prorocentrales; Prorocentraceae.
GCUCAAGCGCGCGGGUGGCUCAAGCACUCGAGCGGGCCCCGCAGGGCCGCACCCCCGUCCGUGGAGGCGCUCUCCUCGGGCAGGUGAUACGCUUGCAUUUGAGGUAUCGCUCUCGUACUCGGUCGGCAGCCGCGGGCCGUCGAGACCAUGCUCAACAGCCCCGAUGAGGACGCCAAGGGCACGGAGUUGGCGAAGACGCCGUGCAUCACGAUGCUCGCGUGCUGCUUCGCCGCCCUGAUCAUGCCCACCGCCUGCAUCGGCCUGGCCCUGGGCCUGAUGAGAGCGGAGCCCGAGCUCGACGUGUGGAACAUUUGGGCCCCUGAUUCGGGGGACUACGCCACGGACAAGAAGUACCUCCAGAAUCUGGUGGACACCACCGACAUGGCCCAGUCCGGGAGAACAUCAUGCGCGUUCCUGUCGCACGCGAGGGAUGGCGAGUCGCACCUGCGGAAGGCGCCCCUCUCCGAGCUGAUCGAGAGGAUGAAGGCCAUCGAGGCGGUCGAGGUCGAGUACAAUGGGAACACGUUCUCGUAUUAUGAUGCGUGCACCGGCGGCCAAGCGAACAAGGACAUGCACCUGGGCUACACUCUGCCAUGCCCCGUCGUCUCUGCGGUUCAUUCCUACCGCGAGGGCGGCUGGGAAAUGGACAUCAUUCCGCAAGCGAGCACGCUUUGGUACCAGGAGCUGGUGCCCCUCGUUGCACGUCCGAUCGUUGCCUCCUUGCUCCUGGCCACGGACUUCCCACCAAUUCCGGACUUUGGCACCUUGUACGCGCCGGCGCUGGGCCUGCCAUCCACCGCAGUCUGUAUCCCGGUGGCAUAUUGCGACCUCGCGGUGGCAGCGAAUCCGGCCGCCCAGGCUGCGUGCUGCGUCUACGAGUGCGCCGCCACGUGCGCAACAGCGUUCGCCCAGGCCAUGAACCCCCAGGCCCUGGACCCGACGAGGCUGACAGCGGACCCGGACUGCAACGCGUGCAUGAUCCAAGCAGAGCGCGCCCUGUUCACCGCCCUGGAGGACCCAGUUCUCGCCGCCGGCUUCGGCAUGGGAACCUACGUCUACAACUCCCCCGAGCUCAACUACGGCGACUGGACGUUUUCCAACAUCCAUAACGAAUUCGUUGACGCCGACAACCUUCACUACAAGGACGUGUGGAUUUACAACCUCGCGCUGUAUGGAGCGUUCGUGACACUUGGCCCGUCUCUCGGAAUACCCGCUGGCUACGUAAUGACAAUGCCUCAGUUCGAGACGAACGUGUUGAACUUACUGUACGGCGUAGUUCCCUACGUUACCAACACAUUCACUGCCGAGGCAACCUCGUUGGGCUUGGACAAGGGCCUCAGGAGCAUCGAGGCCAAUGGCACCACCGAGAGGGAAUUGCACCAGUGGGCCAGCGGUGACAUCAGCGGCUGGAACCCGUUGCAGAACUACCCUAGCGAGCUGAUGUUCGGGAGAACGGUCUCCGACGACUCCGAUGUCUUGACGAAGGUGGAGGGGCUUCAAGCGGUGUACUUCCUCAAUCAGCCGAAGUACUUCGCUGAGAAGGUCGCCAGUUCCAUGCGCGCCCAGGGCCCUGGCCUCCGCGAUCCCGUGACGAUCUCCGAGGACGACGCCAAGAAGAUCCUCGAGCAGAUGAAGGAGAAGAUGGAGGAGGUCUGGACCAACAAUUGGGACAAGAGCGAUUCCGCAACCACUGACGUCAACAAGUAUUCCGCCUUCACCGGAGGAUACGGCGGGACGUUCUACCGCGCGCUGAAGAAGAUGACAGAAGAUUCCGUGACGCCGUCGAUUGUGAGUUACUUGGCCAUCAUCGUGGUGUCCGUCCUGCUGAUGUUCUCGCCGUCCCUGACGGAGUCCAAGAUGCUGGUGAGCUUGUGCGGGGCGCUGUUCUCGGUCGUGGCCUUCUGCGGCGCGCUGGGCGUCGUGGUGCUGACCGGCUCGAAGCUCAUGUUCACCUCAGUGUGGACGCUCCCCUUCCUCCUGGUCGGCCUCGGCGUCGACGACAUGUACGUCAUCCUCACGACGCUCGUCCAGGAGGGCGGCAACACACCGAGCGGGUUCUUCAAGGCGAUGAGGGGCUGCCUGGUCCCCGUGACCAUGACGAGCUUCACCAACGCAGGCAUGUUCGGGAUGCUCAUGUUCGUCUCGGUGCCAGCCGUCCGGGAGAUGGGCAAGAUCGCGAUGAUCUCCAUCGGCCUCCAGUACAUCACAAUGGUCACGGCCUUCCCGUGCAUCUGCUACCUGGACAUGGUCCGCAGUUCCAGCCGGCGAUUGGACUGCCUGUGCUGUGUCAAGGGUACCCGCUCCGAGCCCGUCAAGCACCUGGCGUACUCGUGCAUCUACAGGCCCAUCCUCGGAUCCGUACUGGCGCGCAUCGUCAUCGCGAUCGUGUCCCUGGGCCUCGUCGGCGUCGGCGUAUAUGGCGCGAUGGAUGCCGAAGUCGGCGGGGGUCUGAAAGAGUUCUUCCAGCCCGGCACCGUCGAGCACGAGUUUAUGGAGAUGCAGGAGGAGUACUUCGACGUUUCGUGGCCCCUUGCGGUGAACUUCGGCGAGUUGGAGUACACCAACCCAGAGGUCCAGAUGCACAUGAUCGACAUCUACGAGAAGGUCAUCGCCACCCCGUACGCGAGCAAGGUCGAGACCGACUCCCUGUGGACUGCGUCGCUUGCCCUCUGGGGCACCGUGGACUGCAUGGACGUCGGCCUGGGGAUGAAGUGCGGCAUGGAUUACGGCUGCAACUCCGAGUGGGUGGUCAACACCCGGGGCCUCAAGCUGAACACUGCCGAGAACCCGGGCGUGUGCAAGCUCGGAGCCGAUAUCGCCAUCCUUCCCGGGGAGACGUCCCCCUACGACCCCACCGUGGAGUACUGCCCGGUCUUCAGCGGGUGGUCGGAGGAAAAGAUGGCGCAGUGCAUCGGCAUUUGGUCAACGCGCGGCCUCAGCGGGAAGGGCUCGGUGACCCUCGGGGCGCCGCUCAACCUCUCGGCCGAGUACGAGAACACCCCAGAGGUGCCGAUCAAGAGGACUGUUGCCGACGGCAAUGGUUUGCUGUUCAACGUCGGUAUCGUUGGCAACCAGGGCUACGUGGACGCCAUCGAGGCGACCCGCAAGUUCUGCGACGAGGACGACUCGGACGGCAUGCGCUGCUGGCUGCAGGGGGUCGCCUACGACUUCUGGGAGCAGUACAUCGACCUUUUCGAGACUGCAUGCUUCGUGUCGGCUUGUGCCGGCGCCGCUGGCUUCGUCAUCUCGUUCAUCUUCUUGGUGGUUAGCUUUUGCGCCGACAGCACGCUGAAAGCGGGCAUCGUCGGCAAGAUCCUCGCGGCCUUAUUCGGGUCUAUUAUCAUCGUGGUGCUCUGUGCCAUGUCGAUCGUCACGGUCUUCGGGAUUACUACCCUUGCAGGGAGCUCUUUUACUGUUUUGCUCUUGACCAGCGUCCUGACGGCCAUCGGCUUCUCAGUGGAGUUUGCGGUGCACAUCGUGCACCGCUUCCUGACGGCACCGCAGAACAAAGAGUCGGCGAUCGACCGCGUCAACCACGCGAUGGAGUUGUUGAGCUUGCCAAUGGGCUGCGGCUUCCUGGCCUCCGUCGUUGGGCUCCUAUGCAUGCUCGCAACAGACAGCAACCUGGUGCGCCAGGUGUUUUUCCUGCCGCUCAUCUUGGUGCAAGGUGUAACGUUUUUGUUUGGAACGUUCUUCUUGCCGGCCGUGCUCGCCUGCAUCCCGUGCUCGUGCCUCAAGAUCGGGCCUGACGCGGAGGAGGAUCAGUCGACACGCCAGGAUCCGUCGACACGCCCGCCGAGUACUUCAUCUGAGUCUAUCUCAAUUUGAGGUGGGGUCGGUUUUGUUCCAACUGAUAUUUUUAUACGCUUGUCUUGAUGUCUAGAGUGGCACCAGAUAUUCAAGUGCCUACGGCAUGCGGCAAGUUCCACCACAGUGCCAGCGCAGCCCUUUCUCAUC